GAGAUGGAGCAACUUGGCUACCUCCCUCAGCUCUUAGCCUGGUGUUCCAUUCUUUCCUGGAUGGUGCCUCUUGAAGGUGCCCAGGAAACUUCUAGAGGUCUCUCUCCACCAGCCCCCAGCCUGUCUUUGUCCCCUGCAUACAGCAUCUUUUUCCGAGGAGAGUGGGUCCACUUGCAAUGCUCCCCCCCAGGAGGCGUGAGAGCAAGUGGGUUCCAGUUCCUUCGAAGGAAGGCUGAUGGUGAAUGGGACCAAGUAAUGCAAGGGACAGAAAAUACCCUGGAGGUCUCCACAGUACAUCUGAGGUCACAAGAAGCAUAUGUUUGCUCUUACCUGGAAGAGAGAAGCACAGGAAACUGGUCCUCACGGAGUAAAGAGGUUGCCUUCUCAGUCACUGAUCGUCCUCCUCCUCCUGUCUUCUCCAUCACCCCAAAGCGAGUCUUCUAUAUCCGAGGGGAAUCCAUAGACAUCACAUGUUCAGCUCCUGAUCAGCGUAGUGUGUCAAAGAUCUUCUUGUUCAAGGACGCAAAGCAGCUGUCGCUCAUCAGUACUUCAACCUUCAAAGUCACCCUGAGCCUAAAUCCACAAGAUACUGGAUGGUACUCCUGCAGAUACUGGGUUAUGGAAUCUGGACAGGAGAUCCCCGCCCAAGAAACAAAUUCCAUCAAUGUUUCAGUGAGAGACUAUCUUCCUUCUCCAGUCUUCUCCGUGAUGCCAAACCAAAAUAUCUACAUCAGUGGGGAAUCCAUAAACCUCACCUGCUCAGCUCCCAAUAAGCAUUAUGUGUCAUUAAGCCUCUUUUUCAAGGAUUGGCAUCUCAUCAGUACCUCACACUCUUUGCUCACCCGUCGCCUGUCUCCCCAAGAUGGUGGAAGGUACUCCUGCAGCUACAUCGGUGUGGAAUCUGGACAACAGAUCCGCUCCUGGGAAAGCAACGUCCUCCAUGUUAAAGUGAUGGAUCCGCCUCCUGCCCCACUGCUGGAAGUGGAUCCUCCGUCCGGAGAGGUGAAAGAAGGGGAUCCUCUGCUCAUCACUUGCUUGGCCAAUGGGAGCAACAAAGAGAGAAGAUUCCAUUUCAACAAGGAUGGGGAUGAGAUCUCCUCCAGCAGUGGAGGGUCUCUGAGGAGCCAAGGAGAACCAAGGGAUGCCUCUCCAAACUCCUCUGUCAGUAUUCAGCAGGCCAAGCCCAGCCACAAUGGGGAAUUUACUUGUAGCUAUGAGGAAGAAAUGGAUGGCCGAUGGAUCUCUUCCCCCUGGAGCCAGAAGGUGAACAUCACAGUUUUAGUGCAAGGUUCAUCUAUGCAACCGCUGGUAUACGCAUGGCUGGCUAUUCCACUUCUGAUCCUGACGGUGGCUCUCGCUUGCUAUUGUUGGAGGGAGAAGAAAAAGAGAGCAUCAAAACAGCUGCAAGAAUCUCAUCCACAACAAAACAAGCAGAAAGCAGAGCUGGACUAUCUUAGAACAUUGGCGACCCCAACAGCAACUCUACCUCCCAAGGACUCGGACGUCACCUAUGCCCACCUUGCCUCCUGCUUGCCCAAAGCUCCCACAGGACCAGCAACAGAGGAUGGACAUAAUCUGGAGGAGGAGGUGUCAUACAGUGAGCUUCUGUUUACACGCAUCAACAAAGCAUCAAAAUAAAGAGUUCAAGGAGCAGGAAGAAUAUACAAUGGCGGGGGGUGGGGGUGCUGGUACUGCUUUGCUAGCCCAAGCCAGAGACAUGCAACCCUUUGAGCCUGUUAGUGCAAUACGGCUGAGAGCAUCUUCCAUUGAAAUCAGCAGGGGGUUUUUUCAAUAAAAGUGAAUAAAUUUCAAUUAAAAUGAUUAAACAUUAAACUAUCCAAGUAAGGGGAUGGAGAGAAAGAUGGGGCAAAACAUCUUUAAAAGAAAUUGAGAAUAUUUGCUUUCCCCCUCCAACAUGUGGUUUGUCUGUAGCCCUUUGCUCCUUUCUUAGUUUGAUCGUACACAAAUCUAUGCUGCGGCCACAUCUGGAGUAGUGCAUGCAGUUCUGGUCACCGUAUCUGAAGAAGACAUUGCAGAACUGGUGAAGGUGCAGAAGAGGGCAACCAAGAUGUUCAAGGACCUGGAGCACCUUCCUGAUGAGGCAAGGCUACAACAUCUGGGGCUGUUUAGUUUAGAAAAGAGGCAACUGAGGGGAGACACAAUACAGGUCUAUAAAAUUAUGCAUGGUGUGGAGAGAGAAAUUUCUCUCUCUCUCGCAUAACACUAUAACAAGGGAUCAUCCCAUGAAAUUGAUUGCCAAGACACUGAGGACCUACAAAUGGAAGUACUUUUUCAUACAACACAUAAUAAACCUAUGGAAUUCUCUGCCACAAGAUGUGGUGACAGCUACCAGCCUGGAUGGCUUUAAGAAGGGCUUAGAUAAAUGCAUGGAGGACAAGUCUAUCCAUGGUCACUAGUCUGAGGGCUAUGGGCCACCUCCAGCUUCAGAAGCAAGAGGCCUCUAAAUCCCAGUUACAGGGGAACAAUAGCAGGAGAGAAGGCAUGCCCUCAACUCCUGCCUGUGUCUUCCAGCGGCAUCUGGUGGGCCACUGUGUGAAACAGGAUGCUGGACUAGAUAGGCCUUGGGCCUGAUCCAGCAUAGCUUUUCUUAUGUUCUUUCAGGAAUGAUCCUGCGCUCUGCCGGGGAUUGGAUUGUGGAGGCUGAGCAGUGAGUGGAUGGAUGGGUGGGUCACAGGCUUUGGCGGGAUGUGGCUUGGGCUAAAUAUGGCAUUUUUGUCCCCUCCUCUGUCAUUGGGGCCCUUCCACAUGGCAGCAAACAUCAGGAUAUGUGAAGUUUUCCUACAAAUUAUAAGUGUGAGUUUACUCACUGUUCACACACUCCCAGACUUCCGUCCUGGUCUAGCAUGUUUUUUGCUGGAUCACCUGCUGGCCAGCUCUUGUGGUCAAGAAGAACUAAUCCCUUUUGUAUUACUCCUUUUUCUGGCAAAUGGAGAAAAGGGAACUCUCCUGUGGAGCAACCAAACUGGCGGCCACCCAUUUCUGGGCACGGUUCGUCCCAGAGUGUGGUCUAAGGGCACCCGAUACGGCCACUUUGCUGAAGCUAAGCAGGUCUCGUGUAGUCAUUCCCUGGAUGGGAGACCCACAUAUGCCAUCUCUGAGGAUGGGGCUGUAGCUCAGCGGAAGAGCAUCUGCUUUGCACGCAGGAGGUCCCAGAUUCAAUCCCUGGCAGCAUUUCCUGGUAGGACUGGGAAAGACUCCAGCCUGAAACCUUAGAGAAUCACCACCAGUCAGCAUGGGCAGAUCAACCUCUUUGCCGCCCAUAGGCAAACAGGCUUUUGCCACUGCGGGGGGGGCGCAAGGGGAAGUCCCGCCCCCCCACCGCUUUGCCUCUAAAUAU
This is a messenger RNA of Hemicordylus capensis (graceful crag lizard), 3358 nucleotides long. Its product is annotated as B-cell receptor CD22-like. Bases 4 to 1638 code for a protein of 544 amino acids. The transcript has 9 exons. Gene Ontology annotation, molecular function: transmembrane signaling receptor activity. The record is from RefSeq and is a predicted model, not a curated record. Lineage: Eukaryota; Metazoa; Chordata; Lepidosauria; Squamata; Cordylidae. Gene Ontology annotation, biological process: cell surface receptor signaling pathway.